This is a messenger RNA of Penicillium cinerascens, 987 nucleotides long. RefSeq lists its product as uncharacterized. Lineage: Eukaryota; Fungi; Ascomycota; Eurotiomycetes; Eurotiales; Aspergillaceae. The coding region runs from base 1 to 987 and encodes 328 amino acids. The transcript is spliced from 2 exons. The record is from RefSeq and is a predicted model, not a curated record. Gene Ontology annotation, biological process: carbohydrate metabolic process.
AUGAUGCGCUACUAUCAAACAUCCAAUCAAGGUCUUUGGGGCGACAAUGCCUGGUGGCAGUCAGCGAUUCUGAUGACUUCUCUUGCGGAUAUUUCUUCACUUGAUUCCGGUUACAACGGAACUUACUUUGGCACCUAUGCCACGACCUAUACCAAAGCCCCAACCUAUGGUGGCUACAGUGGCUUCAUCGACUCUUACGAUGACGAUGAGGGCUGGUGGGGUAUCGCAUGGAUGACAGUAUACGAUCUGACCAAAAGUCCCGACUAUCUGAACCUGGCGAUCAGCCUCUACAAUGAUAUUUCCAAAUAUAAGUCACCGUGUGGAGGCAUCUACUGGGAAAAGGGAGGCACAUAUCUUGCAUCUAUUGCUAACGAGCUAUACAUUACAUUGGCUGCAGGAUUAGCCAAUCGUGUUUCUAUGGACCAGAAGCAGAGUUAUCUCGAUUCUGCAAUGUCAGUCUGGGACUGGUUCUUCAAUGUUGGUGUGAUCGGUGACGACUGGCUUGUUGUGGAUGGAGUUGAUGUGACCACUUGUCAAGUCAACAAUACUGCUAAAUGGUCAUACAACCAAGGAGUUAUCCUCUCCGCUGCAGUGGAGCUUCAUGCUGCCACCGGAAAUUCCACCUAUCUUGAUCUUGCAGGUAACAUUGCUCAGGCCACGACCGCAAAAGGCUCUACAUUUACAGGCAAUAACGGAGUGAUCACCGACUGUGCCUCCGGUUGCGACGAUGACUCGGCCAUGUUCAAAGGCCCUCUAUUCCGAGGCCUGCGUCAACUUCAACUAGCUGAUCCACAUGAUGAUUGGGUUAGCUGGCUUACUACAAACGCUCAGGCAGUCUGGCACAAUGAUUUGAAUAUAACAAAUGUUAACGGACUUUCCGAAUGCAAUACGGGCUAUGAUUUCAAUGGACCGAUGAGUCCUGUUAAUGAGAUAACUCAAGGCGCCGCGUUAGACGCUCUUGUUGCCGCCUGGGCUGUUACAUCCUAG